Molecule: messenger RNA, 7839 nt
Organism: Sceloporus undulatus (fence lizard)
Lineage: Eukaryota; Metazoa; Chordata; Lepidosauria; Squamata; Phrynosomatidae
Gene: FOXN2
Product: forkhead box N2
Exons: 6
Coding region: 177-1538 (453 amino acids)
Biological process (GO): regulation of DNA-templated transcription
Cellular component (GO): nucleus
Molecular function (GO): DNA-binding transcription factor activity; cis-regulatory region sequence-specific DNA binding
Source: RefSeq, a predicted model, not a curated record
AGCCAGGGAGGGCAGGCGAAGCCCGGGGCAGCUGCUGCCGGUCGGUGUGACACAUAUUGUCCCCCUCCUUCCUCCUUCCUUCCUGGAGGUGUUGGUGCUGCUGCUGCUGCUGCUGCUGCCAUAUUGAGACCCCUCCGUCCCUGAGCUUCAUGAGGAGAGUGAGCCAACAAGAUUAAAUGGGUCCAAUAACUGGAAUGACUCCAGAUAAGAAAGCAGAAACGCCGGGGGCAGAGAAAGCUGCGGGGCUACGACAUAUCCAAAGAAUGGGAAGCUUGCCAGAGGAGGCAGUUGAUGCUGCUCGACCAAAGGCCUCGGCUGUGGACAGUGAAGUAGCUGAUGAUGAGCUCACAAACUUGAACUGGCUGCAUGAAAGUACUAACCUCUUAACAAACUUCAGCCUCGGAAGCGAGGGUCUUCCAGGGGUUAGUCCUCUAUAUGAUAUCGAGGGCGAUAAUGUGCCAUCUUACACUGCCUCCUGCUAUUCUAAUCCUGAGAAGAAAUCUGCCACUUCUAAGCCCCCCUAUUCUUUUAGCCUUCUGAUAUACAUGGCAAUUGAGCAUUCCCCAAAUAAAAGCUUACCGGUGAAAGAAAUUUACAGUUGGAUCCUGGAACGCUUCCCCUACUUUGCUACGGCGCCCACUGGCUGGAAGAACUCCGUUCGGCAUAAUCUUUCCUUGAAUAAGUGUUUCCGAAAGGUGGAGAGGAGUCACGGCAAGGUAAAUGGUAAAGGCUCUUUAUGGUGUGUGGACCCAGAAUAUAAACCAAACCUUAUACAAGCUCUGAAGAAGCAACCAUUUCCUUCCGCGUUUGCGUUUUAUACCCCACCGGCAUCACCAUUGAGUGGUUCCUCGUCUCCUUGCUACUUAACCUCAGUUCUGAAACAAAGUCAGAGUCGAUCUGUUAAAGAUUCUGAUAUUGAUGCUGCUACUGCCAUGAUGCUUUUGAAUACUUCCAUCGAAGAAGGCAUUUUAAACUGUGAGAAGCCACAGCCUCUCAAGCUCUCCAAAAAGCGGAAUUAUGGCAGUACAUUCCUCAACCAUGGGUUGGCAAACCAGGAUGAGAACGAUUUGGUGGUUUCCAGUGUCGACCCCAAGGCGGAUCACAACUACAGUGCCAGUGGUGUGGCCUCACAGCGCUGUGCAUCACUAUCCAGCAUGUCUUCCCUAUCCUCCAUCGAUGAGGUAUACGAUUUUGUCUCAGAAGCCAGCCGAACGGGCAGCGAUGGCAGCGAAGGAUUCCACAGUGAAGUGGACACCGAGGGUGAUGACAAUGAAGAUGAGGAGGAGGAAGAGGAUGAUGAUGAUGAUCCCCUGGCAGAUAGCGGUUACACCUCACAGCCAUGCAGUGGGGCUUUAGAGAAGGCACAACCCUGCCAGAAAGCCCUGGAGGAAUUGUGCCAAGAGAUUGACGAGGAACUGAAAGAGGCGGCAGGGUCUCUGCUUCACCUCGCUGGCAUCAGCACAUGUCUAGGGUCCCUAAUAAGUACUGCAAAGACCCAUAGCCACAAACGAAAGAGAACAAAUAGUGACAUGGCAUGAAAGGCUGUGUCUGCUGAUAGAUUUAAAUGCAUAUUUUUUUUAUUUUUCAGUGUGGCAAUACUCCUCUACUUUUUUGCCCUUCACAAGGGAGAUCAAAGCCAUAAAAGGACUGUUUUGUUGGUUCGUUUGUUUGUUUUUUGCAGAUUAUACUUUUACAAAAUUGGUUUUUAUUUUAAUUUAAACACCCCCCCCCCCCCCGUAAGCAUGGUGGUUUUUAGAUGGUUUGGAAGGAUGACUUGAGGUUGUGCAGAAUUGGGGGUGAGGAAAAUGGAAUGCCUCCCUAUGCUCCCUAAUAAUUUUAACCAAGUUGAAUAUUCUAAAUUUAUUGGUGGAGCGUUUGGAUUCACAUAGGUGUCCUUGUCUGUAUCAGGUGAUGUGAAUGAAGGUCUUGUAAAGCUCUUUGAAUGAAAUAGAGAUUGGGAGAUGUAUUAUCUUUGUGUGUGGAGCCUCUCACUGUAGAGUGUACACACAGUGGGAAUGUACCCUAUGUCCCAGUAAGCCUGUCCUGCAUACAGGCUCACUAGAUGCUUGUAUGUCAAGUAUUGGAACAGACUUCUCUAUCAAGUCUAAUGUGGAGUUUCUCUCACACAUUUUAAGGUUUAAAUACUGAGAGGAAAAGGACAAUGUGUUGCAGUGUACACAUGAAAACUCAUUCUGCUAGAGCUUUCAAGAUCAGGUAGUAGAGAUCAAUUAGAUUGGACCUUAAUAAAUUGGGCUAAAUCAAGGGAGGACAACUUGACGCUUUCCAGAUGCUGAUGGACUGCAGCUCCCAUAUUCCCUCACUGUUGGUUUAGGAUGGUUGGGAGCUACAGUCUGACAACAUCUGGAGUAGCAUCAGUUGUUUGCCCUAGACAAAUUCCUAUGUAAUAAAUUCCUAUGUUCGGCCCUUGGGCUACUCAAUAAAUUGUAUAUUCAAAUUCCUAUGUUUAAAGUCUGUAACAUUAAACUAGAAAAAUUCCUACCUAAAGAGAGAUCUUGUAGCACAUUUGAGACUAACAGAAAGAAAGAAAGAAAGAAGUUGACAGCAUUCAGUUCAUCUCAAAGGUGCUACAAGAUCUCGCUACAUAAUGAUUCUACAGACUAACACAGCUAUUUCUUUGAAUCCUACCUAGAGAGCAAGUGAAAUGAGUGAGACCUAUGAGCCCCAACUAAAUUAAAUCUCUGAACUAAAUUAAGGAUUGGUGUUUGCUUUAACCCAUUGUCUCCUCUUCCAGUCUGUCGUCUAGUACACAAGCAUCAGGUGUGCCUGAGGGAAUCAGAAGCCACAAUUCCUUUACUCCACCCUUAAUUUAUUACAGGCUCAGCAUAUGUUGUGAUAUAAAACGUAUGUGCGGUUGCAGGUUUGGGCAACAUCUUAUAUUCUAGUACAAGUAAUGGCAAAGUUUUAAUGGUUUUUAUCCCCACCUAGCUUUGUCUCCUAUCAUUAUAUAAUUUUCUCAUGUAUAAAAGUCUGUGAAUGCUUUAGUGCUAUAACACUGCCAUCAUGGAUCAUUUACAGACUGAUCCCUGCAAUUAUAAAAUGGGAUGGGUGGAAGAAGUAUAAGAUCCGAACUUAAGAUAUUUUUGAGAUUUUCAUUUUGAGUGGUUCAUCUUUGCUCUCACUCUAAAAUAUCCUAAUUAUAGGACAAAGUAAGGAGCUGGUUCUUGCUUUCUUUUGGGUGGCCCUUAUGAGGAGAAAAAUGAUUAGCUCUUAUAUCUACAACACAGAAAUUAAUUUGCAAAUUCUUCUUGCUAUCAUAAUAUCCCAGCCCUCCUUGUUGUCUUAAUACCUCAGUUAAGUGAAAAAUAUUGGCUGUGGAAUCAUAUGUUUCACAUAGAGCAUAAUGUAAUGACGAUUGAUUUUUGUCUCUUUUAGGUUGAAGUAGCUCAUACAAUAUAUCUGUUCUGGUUUGUACCAUUACAUGCUGCAGGUGAAGACUCGCUUGUUUCUGCAUUGUUCUCUAUGAAACAAACACACACAGAGAGAGCUAGAAUUCUAGAUUACUAGGCAAAAGUUUCUGACUUGCCCUUCUCCCAGCCAUUGUUCUCUUUGCAGGAAUCUUCAUCUUGUAUUGGAACUUGCUACCUUGUGAGCCCCACCUGCAUUCCAGUUCUGAAUAGAUGUACUGCCUGAUAGGCUUUGCAGACAGCUUUUUGAAUGGAUGCUUAAUGCCACUUGGUACACUAGACCUCCACCUCUAAUUGUAUGCUUCAUCAUUUUGCUAUAUUAACCUAGUGACCUUUGAAAGUCAGUACACAGCAGGACUGCAAAUACCAUCAACCCUAACCAGCAUAACAAGUGGUGAGGAAUCUUGGAGGUUGCAGUCUGACAACACUGAGAGGGCCAUAUGAUUUUCACCUGUCGAAUACAAUAUACAGUUCUAAAGGAUACUGUUUAAAUAUCUGUGCAUGUGUGUAUACACAUACACAAAAUUUAAAUGGAACUUAGAAAAUACAUGAUGCUGAAAAUUCCUAUCAGUCUCCAUCUUUCUUGGACAGGAGAGACAUGGGAUGAAAUUCUGACUAGGAAUGGAUUUGGUAUGGUCAGAAUGGAAUCUUUCUCUUACAUUGGUUAGUUCAGCAAUAGUAUGGCAUGCACAAACACUAUUAUAGUAGUUUGAUAACACUUUUAUCUGUCAUGGCUCCAUCCUAUGAAUCUUGGGAUCUCUAGUUGAGUGAGAUACUUGUAUACUCUUCUAGAGAACCCUUGUGCUCUGGUUAAGGGGAGUUGAUUAGAGCUCUCUUAACAUGGGAUUUUAAAUCUCCCAGGAAACCACAAAUCCCAAGUUCUGUAAUAUGGAGCCAUGACAAUUAAAGUGGUAUCAAAUUGCUAUAACUAUGCAGUGUUGAUACCAUGCUUUCUGUGCAAUACUGUGUGUCUUCUCAGCCCGGAUGCUCAGAUGGAUUGGCCAAAACCCCAGUUUGCCUUUUUUUAGAGGCUUUUCUGUUAUGGUUUUGCUUCCCAAAUGUUCAGCUACAAGUCAGCAUGGGAAGGACUGAUGCAACUGUGCAGUGUUGAUACUGACAAUUUCUCUUGCCAGAUUCUGUGGGAGCCGUGCCAUGAUUGUGUGCAACAGUGUUAUCGUAGUAUGUAGAAAAUGUAAACACAAGGAAAUGGUAAAAGAAUGCCUGUUGCUGUGAGAUGUCUUGAAUGGGUUCAGAUGUAGGCUUGGAGGCCUCUCAUCUUUACACACAGUGUUCUCUGUAAGAGUUGAUGCCUCAUGUGUGCAUCAUCUGAGAAAAUAGAGUUUAUCUAUCUCCAUAUGCCAGAAGACAUGACCUUAUGUGUAUGUUCUUGGCUUUUCUAAGAUACCUGCUGUACUGGGUGCUACUAUGCAGGUAAAAGAAGGAAUCAUGUAUGCUGGUUAGAUGGAUAGCCUGCAGAUCAUAGACAACUGUACUGACCAAAACAGUUCUUUCCUUGUACCUAUUGUUUGUAAUGAUGGGGGUUUUUUUGUGAUGGGAAGGGACCUCACAGGGACUGCUUCCACAUACUCAGGGUGUAUCCACUCUGCAGAAAUAAAGCAACUUGACUCCACCUUAACUGCCAUGACUGUUAUUCUUACAGGUUCCUGGGAUUUGUAGUUUGGUGAGGUUCCAUACCUCUCUGACAGACCAGGUUGAAUACCUGACCAAACUAGAAAUCCCAGGAUUCCAUAGCAUGGAGCCAUGACACUUAAAGUGGCAUCAAACUAUUUUGUUUCCGCCUCUUCCCAAUUGUAGUAUGACAAAAAGCAUUGAUUGGAACAAACAGGUUCCAACUGAGAAUGACAAUUUUGUGGCCUGCCCAGCCUAGAAUUCCCAACAUUCCUCACACUGACAAUGCAGGCAAGGGAUGUUGGGAGUUGAAGUCCAGCAGCAUCUGGAAGGCUGUACAAUUUCCAACCCUGAUCUAAACAGACCAAUCUCCCCCAGUGCCAUUGCUAGCAGGUUUCACAAAUAGAACUGACCCCUUGAAUAGUGGCUCUUAGACACUUCAAACAUUUUGGACUCCAGUUCCCAGGAGCCCCAGCCAGCAUGGCCAAUAGUCAUGGUUUCUCAGAGCAGAAGUCGGAAACAUCUGGAGGAUGAAAGGUUGAGAAAUUGUCCUGGGUGCAUCCCACUGAAAUGUCUUUCAAAGAAGAGCAUAGCUGUGUUCUUAGUUACACAUUUCCUGUUUCUUUCAGCGGAUGCUUCCAUGGGAAAUGUCUCCAAGUAGUGAGUUGGGGCAGUUCUGUAGUUCUCAGAAUGACUAAAAAUACUAUGGCUUCAUUCACACUACACAAUUAUAGCACUAUGAUUGCACUUCAUCUGUUAUGACCAUAUCCUAUGGAAACCUGGGGUUGUAGCUGGAUGAGGAACUAUACUUUUCUGGCUGAGAAAUCUAAAUACCCCUCCCUAAAUACAAAUCCCAGGAUUCCAUAGGAUAGAACCAGUGCAGUUAAAAGUGGACUCAUAGUGCUCUGAUUGUUUAGUGUGAAAAGGCUCCAUUUGGUGACUAAAGCAUAAAUGUUGCUUAUUCUGCUUGGUUUGAUUGGGCAGCUUGUGUAAACACAAGCUGCUCCACCAAUCCAGGUAGAAUAAGUAACAUUUGUGCUUUUUACACUUCUUUCCGUUUCUAAAAAAGGUUGUGUAUGAAAGGGAGGUCAUGCUCGUCCAGUUAAGCAAAUCUUAUCCGUAUUGGUAAGGAAAUCAGUGAAGAAGACCAAGUUCCAUUUUAGUCCUUAGUAGAAUGAAGUGAAAUGUUUUAAUGGUGGCAUAAAACUUGAUAACAGAGUAGCUGGGGAGAAUGAGGAAUGUGUGACGUUCCACAGAUUUGAUAGCACUGCAGCUCUUCUCAGCCCUAGCCAGUGCCAAGGGAUGAUGGGAGUUGUAGUACAACAAAAUCUGAAGAGCAACAGGUCUUCCAUCCCUGUAGUGCAGGCAACAUGCAGGCUGAAUUUGACCCUCAGGCACUUUUGUGGUGAGGUGGUUCCCAAUCCACAAUCUGAUUUUGGUAGUGUAGCAACAAGAUCUACAAAGGAUGUUUGGAUAUUUUUAGAAGGUAAUUGUGGUCCUGGAAGCUGCUUGAGAAACAAGUCCCGUUGCUCUCUUAAAUAUUCUGUUUUCCAAAGGGGGGGGGGGGAUCAAUUUCUGUUUGCCAUUAGAUAGCCAAAAGAGGUGCCAGGGAGAGGUGUUUGGCCUGUAGCAGAAGCUGCCCCCUUCUCAAAUUGCCCCGUGGAUUCACUGAAUUUGGUUAUCCCAUCCCAUUAUAGUAGAUGAUCAGAGUUUUCAUUUUCUUGAAUGCUGCCUCCUUACAUCCGUGUCAGCUCUUCCACUGCAGUCAUUCAUGUAGUCAUUUUGUAGAGGUCCAGUGCCACAGUCCAGUGAAGCCACACAUGGUGUGCCUGCUGGAUCCCAAAUACCAUCUGUUGUGUAAUGUUGGCAGAGAUUCACCUCGUGUCGGGAAGGGUCCGUGUACCAUUUUUAGUGUUUUGGAGCAAAACCUUUGUUAAAAUGAUAGCAAACUGUAAAUGCCUCUAUGUUGUACACAAUGCUAGUUUCUAGACAAACAAAACAAAACUUUAAUGCAUGGCUGUUUGCACGUUCACCUGUUUAUACACAAUUUACUCUGGUGUAAAGUUUAAACACAAAUGGUGCUCGUUCUGUGUGUGGCCUGCUUUUGCUCUUCUCAGAUGGUUUGGCCAAAACCCCAGUUUGCCUUUUCGUGUGACUUUUCUGUUGUGGUUUUGCUUCCCAAAUGUUCAGCAACAAGCCAGCAUGGGAAGGACUGAUGCAACUACCCACUCCCAAAUUAGACAACAAUACUGUAUGGUUUGGUUUUAAUAUUUCUAGAUUUUAGUUUUUUGUUAAUUGCCCAAGCAAUUGGUUUAUGUUCUGGCAAAGUAAUAUAAAAAUGAAGCUGAAUCCACAAUUGAAAAUGCUUCAUUAAAUAUGUUUUUAUUUGCAGUUUAAAAAGUGUGACAACAAGGGUGUUUGGGUGGAUUGCUGCACAGUUGUGGUGCCAUAAAAAUAUUUCCUCUCACUAAUAGCUGGUGUUCAGGGCCUGCUCCUCUUGGAAUAAUUUUUAGCCAAGUAGAAUUUCCUGGCAGGGGAACUGUUUAAGCCUCUUCAUCUAAAUUUUCAAGAACACCUGUGUCUUAUUUUUUAUUAUAUUUGUUGCUUUUUGCAGAAAAGUAAGCAAUACCAGUGCUCAGGGAAGUUACUUUUCGGACCCAAACUUCCAGAAUCAAUCAGACAGGAGGCAAAGGAUUCUUGGAGUUUCAUUUUUAAAAAGUUUAUUUCCUGAUAAUCUGACUAAAGCAAAUGGGAGCAACAAAAUAACAACUUGGCACCCAGUAGC